This is a messenger RNA of Drosophila serrata, 320 nucleotides long. RefSeq lists its product as uncharacterized. Lineage: Eukaryota; Metazoa; Arthropoda; Insecta; Diptera; Drosophilidae. The record is from RefSeq and is a predicted model, not a curated record.
CAGAAGUAGUUCUGGUUCCAGCACAGCAAAGCAAAAGCCAAUAGAAUCACCAUGCAGUUGACCACUUUCCUGAUGACCCUCCUGGUGGUUGCCAUGCUCAUGCUCUUCAGUGCUCCAGCAUCUGAGGCCACCUUCCUGCUCAUCGCCUGCAUGCUGCGGUCUCCUCUGUGCCCAUGGGUCACCACAGCCACCACCGCCUAAAGAAUCUUGGUCUUCCUUAGCAGUUGGAUUGGAAAUCUUUGAAUUAAUAUGGACUAUUGAUCGGAAUAAUAUACAAAAAUAUAAUUUUUUGUUGCAUUAAAAAGAUUUGAUGAGUUUAA